Molecule: messenger RNA, 5361 nt
Organism: Manis javanica (Malayan pangolin)
Lineage: Eukaryota; Metazoa; Chordata; Mammalia; Pholidota; Manidae
Source: RefSeq, a predicted model, not a curated record
AGCCACUGCCCAAAGCAAGGGGUGGUGGCCAUGCCCUGUGUCUCAGAGGUUGAUGCUGCCUUAGAAGAAGAUACAUUAUGUCAGUGAUUCAAGCAUUCUCUCCUGUCCCGCCUCCCUUUUCAAAGUUGCCACUGUUCCAACCAAAAGACACCCGUCCCUUGCCCUGAGUCUUGGUGUGAUUCUGGUGUGAUGACCUCAUGUGAUGUCCUCCGUUGUGAUGACCUAGAGUGUAAUAGCCUCAGGGCCAGUUAGAGGGACAAUUUGAAGUCCAUUACUUUUGUUAAUCAUGUAUGAACAACUACAAUACUAACUUAUUCUAGAGUAAAAUGUCAGCCCUUAAAGCAUGCUAUUAUACUCUUUUAUUCUAAAUUUUAUCACACUCUUUUAGUCUAGUUGUAUUCUAAAAAAACAGUAUUUUUAACAUGUGGGAAAUUAUGCCCUUUGCAACUGUUCAGACUUACAGUGAAAAAAAAAUUUUAAUGCUAGUUAAAAAAACAUGCAUAGCUAUAUACUUUUAAAAAAUCUUCCAGAGGCCACAUGAUCAAGAUGGUUUGGGACUAACGAAUAACCUGUAGGCGACUUUCUGAGAGCUGAGCCUACCACACUAGGACGAUACAGCGGCCAUGUACUCCAUUACAUGCUAGACUCAUUUUCACAGAGGAAAUCUGUUUCCCGUAAAGCUUUCCCACUUUCGAUGGUUGAUCCUUUCUGCUUGUCAGCUUAAAGAUGGCUCUUUGGUGGGCAGUAUGGUUUGAAGAUAAAGUACAGACUUGUGGCUGUUACUCUGAACUCUUCAGCACUCAGCUUUUUAGACUUGUUCUUGUUACAUGCCUGUGGGCCGCAGUCCCUUUUAGCCUCCAGAUGAUUCUACUAAUUAGUUGGCAUAUAUAUUCUGAUUGUCCAGAUGGUAUGAGCAGUUAACUUAAUGUUAAAUUAUCGAUAUUAUAGUUGUUAACAUUACAUUGACUUGAUAUUAAAGUAUUAAAAAUUGACAUGAGUGUGCAGGCUUCCUGGAGUAGCGUGGGACCGUUGUUCUGGUUGGUGACCAUUCUGGCACUGAGUUGGCGCCGCCCUCUUGCUUGGUCCUGUGCGCGGCUGGGAAUUCAGAGCGUCUGUUUGUUCUUCUCAGCAACAGUGUUCUAGGUGUAUGAAGACAGCUUUCACUCCUUUGCUGAGUCUUUGCAGGCUCAGCUGUUCUUUCUCAUGUGAUGUUUUGAAUUCUUUUAGUCCCUGAAUAUCUUCCAUUUUUUUCUGAAUCUCCUCUGAAGUGUGGUGCUCCCAAGAGGUCAUGCAGGUGUCCAGAGGUCACCUGUAGAAGUGUAUUACUACAGCCCCAUAGCAGGAUCCCUAUCACGGGUGUGUCUUCCCUUUACAGAGGGAGGGACAGAGCAGUGAAUGCUGAGCUUCAACUCUCCAGCCAAGCAGUAGAGGCCCUGGGGCUGGAGCCUCCAUGGGGAAGGCCUCAGCCCUUCCCACAGCCCUCUGUGCAUCACUCACAAGCACACGCUUCCUGUGGAGUUCCUGUUUAUCACAUUCUGUUUUAUUUUUUCCAGGUGAAUGUGCUGAGGGUCUUCAUGGGUUCCCCGCAUGGACUCAACCUGCGGAACGUCUUAUGGCAUGGCUUCGCAUCCCCGCAGGAGAUUCCUCCCAAGUACUGUUCAAUGAUGCUGCUGCUCAUGGUGGGACUGGGUCAGCUGCUGCAGAGUCACCUGCGACGUACACGAGCCACAUUGGCGCACCGACCUUUUGUGGCUCUGCCAGACUUGAAGGAUGCAGUCGUUUUCCCUGAUGUUACACAUGACGUGCUUUCGGUGUUAGAAGAAGGGAUGAGGAAGUCCACUUUUGUGCUGAAAAGCAUGUUGCCAUAUUGGGAACUUGCAUUAAUCAAGUUCAAGUCACACAGGUUUGCUGACUGUGCCAUUUUGUUGUUGACACAGCUGGAGGCAGGACUUAGGAAAGUCUUCGCCGGUGUCAACCAGUGUCCGCAGAGACUGCUGACCGCUGAGUCAACAGCUCUUUAUACCACUUUUGAUGAAAUCCUGGCAAAACACUUGAACGAUGGUCAAAUCAAUCAACUUCCCCUUUUCCUUGGAGGGCCUGCCAUGGAAUUUCUGUGGGAUUUCCUGAACCAUCAGGAGGGUCCCCGUAUAAGAGAUCAUUUAAGCCAUGGGGAAAUUAAUCUACUUGAGUUUCCAAAAGAAGCAGCAGAUCAGUUGCUUGCAUUUUCCAUUGUACUUUUACUCAGAUUUGUUGACGAAGACCUGUCAUCAUCAUUUCAGGGAAAAGCGGCAAUCCAGUCACUGGUGAGUCUUGCAGAAGGGUACAGCGCUCACUUCCAUCCUGUUGCUCAGCUUAAAAAACAGGUGCUGAGCUGUGAGAAGCGCAUCAGGGCCUGGCCUUGUCUGCCUCUGCCCGAAGAGGCUGAGAGGGGAGCAGCCAGAUUAGAAGGUGAUUCUGAAACAAAAGCCUGCAGUGCCUUAAUUAUAAAAAUCAUGUGUGAGCUGUGCCGCCAUGUGCCUGAGAGUCAUUGUGUUUUUGAGGACUUGGAUGAUAUUCCUCCUGAGAGGUGGCCCCAGCUGCUCGGCAGCCUCUGCAGCGUCCCGGUGCCAACCCUGUUCUGCCCCAGAGCCGUUCUGGAAGUGAUCACGGUGCUGCAGAGUACGAGCACGUGCUGCGCCCAGGUGUCCGGCCAGGUCACUGCCUCCUUGGAGCAGAGGCACCAGCUUUGGGCGGAGAGGCGGCUGCGCUCCCGGCAGAGGAGGAGCUUCCUGCACAUGUUGGGCAGCAUUAAGCUUCUGUCUUAUGCACUCCACCUGAUUUUAUUGCUGAUCGCCCUGGAAUUGAUCAACGUUCAUGUGGUUUGCGCAAAAAAUACUCACGACUAUCAGCGGUAUCUAAAGUUCUUAAAGUCGAUCUUGCAAUACACUGAGAACCUGGUGGUUUACACCAGCCCAGAGAAGAACAAGUGGAGUGGAAUUACCAAUCUCACACACACUGCUCUGUUGAGAAUUUGGACUUUCAGUGAGAAGAAGCAAAUGUUAACACAUUUAGCCAAAACCCACAAAUUAGACUGACCUCAGGAAAACACAAGUCAAGAUCUUGAGUGUGGCUGCAUCUGAGAGCCCAACCUGAGUAGACCUGACACCAUGUAAGCUGGAAACGCAAAGGCAGGUGGCUCCAGGGUUGGUCAGGGCUCAGGUGCCCUCGCCCCGCAGAUUCCGGUCUGCUCCUGAGCUGGUGGGACUACCCGGCCAACACCUUCCCUGACAUAUGGUCCCGAGGGGGCUGCUUCUCACCAGCCAUCUGUCACCAGCAGCAGGGGCUCCUGUCUUGCUGCUCACCUGCCUGUUCCUGUAGACUGCCACUGGCCAGGCCGAGCCGAUGUCCACCUUGGACCAGCCGUCAGGCACGAGGGAGGGCUUGGGCCCAUCAUGCCUCCUGAGCUGAGAAGAAGGUUGGCAGAGUCCAAUUCUCAGGGUCCGAGUCGGGAGGAGCAGCUCCUUAGGCGCAGGCCAGCCAGGGAGCCAGGUCCGGAGGGUCACUGCAGCGGUGGAGCUAGAGAGGGACCACCGGCACCGCCCAGCUUCAAGGGCCCAGCUCAGCGGUUGCCAGGGUGGUUCCCUGAGCCGGAAGCCCCCUUGGGGCUGUGCUGGGCUCAGGUCGGUGUCUGUGUUUGGCUGUGGCCGUCCUUGGUGAGUCACAGCCUCUCCCCCACCUUCCAGGCCUCCCCCGCCUGCCCCCCAGGAAGGACACGUUCAGUGUCCUUCGGUGUUCAGUGUAGGAGACCCAUGGGCAGGGGAAGUAGUACUGGGAGACAACAGACUCUAGCAUCACUGCCUCUGCCAGCUCAGCACCCACCAGCCCCUUUUAAGCUAAACUCCUGUGUAAAGACAGUGAAGACCACACUUCUGCCCCCGUGAGGCAGCUCUCUUGUGCAGUUGCCCCAGACACCGCAUACCAGCAUUUCCCUCUCGGGAUGUUCUCUGUAGUGUGCCUGCAGCCUCUCUUGGACAUGCCCUCAUUUAAAUGAUGAUUUGUGAGAUGAGCCACACCGCUGACCCUUGUGAUGCUGGCACUGGAGUGGGAAGGGGGAGGAGUAAGAGCUGGCUGACCCACAGAAGCACACACCAUGCCCACGAGGGGCGCGUGGGGCUGCUCUGCCCGAGCCGCCCCUGGAGUGCCUGCACCGCUGUUAAAGCUUCUGUGCUGGCGCCCGGAGGUUGGCCCACACCCCGCCCGCGGGAUGUGAGCCCCCGAGCCUUGGCAGCACUACUUCCCACCGACUUCUGUCCUGGGAAUGGGGUGCCUGGGUCCCCAGAGGUGUGGGUGCUCUCCCCAUUGCUCUCUGUGGGGACUGCUGUCUCCCCAAGGGAGUGGGGAGCAGUCACCCAAGCCGCUGGUCAGCCCUUCUUUGUCCCAGUUAGUUGGCAUGAGGUGUCCAGCACAGCCAGGUGGCCUCAGCCUGCGGGCCACUGUGUUCCUGUGUGAAAGUGUGCCACCCUUAGGGCUGAGGACAUCUGAAGCUGCAGUCGUGAAAUGAGCCAGUGGCUCGUUAGGGGCAGUGAGAGGAAGGCCCCCUCCAUAUGUGUCCUGGACUGUGUGCUGGCCAUUGAAGCCACCCUGUGUGCCGACCAGCAGUCGGGACCAUCCUCUUAGGCAGGCUGAGGCCCCACGGGGCAUCACCCGCAGUGCUCCACAGGGCCUGUAGGAGUCCUUGCUGCUGAAGUGCUGUAGGUGGGCUUCACCUCGUAGGAGCAGCACCGUGAGAGCCAUCACAGCAAGGCGUCCUGUGACCCCACUGACGGGAGGCUGUCCCCGGUGUCUGCAGCCAGGCUGUGUCCCUUAGUGCUGGCGGGAGCACGUGGCACGUCUGCACACACAUUUCUAGAGGGCUGCGCACAGACCUCUUGGUCCUUGUCAGAAGUCUUCACACCUUGGCCACCAAUGUCCAAUCAAACCGAUUUCCUUCCAAGACCGUGACCUGUCUUAACUUGUGACCCCAGCUGUAAAGGAGGGCAUUUGUGUCAUCUAAGCCACCGAGAUUGUGGCUUCUGCAGAAAUAAGGCAUUGACCCGGUCACUUCCCUGUGUGAGCUGCCACACCCAUGGAGGAGGACCAAGGGAAGGGCCGUGGACCACCUGAGGCCUGUCCCGCCAGGAGCGCCUCAGAGGGAACAGAAACAGCAGGGCUAGUCUGGGGCCAUGUCCCCAUGUGGCUGCAUGUGAAUGUGUGAUUUCAGGUACGAGAGCUAAAUGCUUUUAUGUUUACAUUUAAAGCUGGCUCUGCACAGUAUAAGGGUGAUUGAUACAUCAUAAUUUCAUUCAUGUUAGCAUAUUAAAGUUUAAUUUUUCUUUCCUUUGA